AUGGUCGCCGCUUUGAAUCCUUCUCUUCUCUCCUUGCUUUUCGAGUUCGUCUUCUCCUCCGCUGCUCUUCCUCUUCCUCUUCGAUGAUGGGCUCCUUGCUGUUCUUCAUCUGGUGGUUGUGUCUUCGGUGGGGACCGUGCGCUGGUCUCAGCGAUGAAGGGAUCGCGCUGAUGAGGUUUAGAGAAAGGGUGGAGUUGGACCCGUACGGUGCGUUGUCAGGGUGGGGUGGAGACGGAGGUGGCGGUGAGAACCCUUGUGAGUGGGUUGGGGUUGGUUGCUCUGAUGGGAGAGUUGUGGAUCUGAACUUGAGUAAUCUUCGUCUCAAGGGGACACUUACGCCUGAACUAGGAAAGCUUAUUCAGUUGACGUCUUUGGUUUUACAUAACAAUUCCUUUUAUGGAGUCAUCCCUAGAGAGAUUGCUGAACUGCAGAAUCUUAAAGUUUUGGAUUUAGGACACAAUAAUUUGAGCGGACUGAUUCCUUCUGAACUAAGCAGUGUGAUGUCCCUGGAAAUUCUUAUACUCAGGGACAAUAUGUUUGUGGGUGACUUGCCUACCAAACUUCAGCAACUCAAUAUUAUGUCUGAGCUUGAGGUUGAUAGAGAGAUGCUAUUGUCAAACAAGGCAUAUAUUACAAGAAAUGCUAGGAAAGGUACUAUGCGAAAACUCUUGCACAGAGGGGGCAAAGCUGUUGCACCACCAGCACCAUCACCUUCACCAUCUCCAGCCCCAGCUCCAUCUCCCAACCAUAAAAACAGGCAUUCUUUAGCAAAAAAACACCAUAAAAACAGACAUUCGUCACCAUUGGUUUCACCUUCUUUGUCUCCUUCCCUUUCACCCAACCUUUCACAAUCACCGGUGAACAAAUCUCUGGCACCUUCUCCAGUGAAUGAACAACCAGUAUAUUCACUACAAAAGCAUCCUGACUCUCAUGCUUCAUCAUCUUCUCCGUCGCCAACUUCUCAUUCAGGAAAAAGCCAUAGUUCUUCCUUGGUAAUCUACAUGCCAAUAGCAGGGGGCUUUUCCUUUCUCCUUGCCAUUUCUGCAAUCUACUUUCUUUGCUUUCGAACAAACAAGGUGGGCACUGUAAGACCUUGGUCAACUGGCUUGAGUGGGCAACUGCAGAAAGCUUUCAUGGCAGAUGGUGUACCCGCCCUCAGACGAUCAGAGCUGGAAGCAGCCUGUGAGGAUUUCAGCAAUGUUAUUGGUACUUUAUCAGAUUGGAAGGUGUACAAGGGGACACUUUCAAAUGGCGUUGAAAUAGCUGUGGCAUCAAGUAUGAUCACAUCUGCAAAGGAUUGGUCAAAAGAUUCUGAGUCUCAAUUGAGGAACAAGAUCUCAACAUUGUCUAGAUUGAACCACAAGAAUUUCAUGAAUCUCCUCGGCUAUUGUGAAGAAGAAGUGCCCUUCACCAGGAUAAUGGUGUUUGAAUAUGCUCCAAAUGGGACACUUUUUGAGCAUCUCCACAUAAAAGAGGCAGAGCACUUGGACUGGGCUGCACGGUUGCGAAUAGCCAUGGGAAUAGCAUACUGUCUAGAACACAUGCUACAGUUAGAACCUCCCUUCGUUCCUCGAAAUCUAAACUCAUCUUCAAUUUACUUAACUGAAGACUACGCAGCAAAAGUAUCCGAUUGUGUAUGCCUCAAUCAAACAAAAGAAGCCAAUUCAGCUCAGGACAACUCUGAUCUAACAAACAUCGUCUACAAAUUCGGCAUAUUAUUGUUGGAAAUCUUAUCAGGACGACGACCAUUUUCAGAAGAUGAUGACCUACUUGUGUGCUGGGCAUCAUGUUAUUUCACCGGCAAGAGACCUCUUAAAGACAUGCUUGACACAACACUGACAUCAUUUCGAGAGAACGAUCUCGGUGCCUUUAGUGAAGUUUUAAGAUCAUGCAUCAACCCAGAUCCAAGUAAAAGACCAACAAUGUCAGAAGUCACCAAAAGCUUGAGACAAAUUACAUCAAUCUCUCCAGAUGCUGCAUCUCCAAGACUUUCUCCAUUGUGGUGGGCUGAGCUAGAGAUCCUUGCUACUUGAAAAAGCUAACUAAAACUUCAAACACUGAAUUGCAGGCAGUUCACUUUUGCUUAACUUUGUUGAUACUUUUGAGCAGUUUAUUUAUUCUGAUGGUUAUAGUUCUCUUGUAAAUGUACAGUGUGCAAAUAAUUACUUUUUGAAAAAAAGUUUCAAUUGUACACAUAAAUUUUUUAUAUA
Molecule: messenger RNA, 2210 nt
Organism: Dioscorea cayenensis subsp. rotundata (Guinea yam)
Lineage: Eukaryota; Viridiplantae; Streptophyta; Magnoliopsida; Dioscoreales; Dioscoreaceae
Product: inactive receptor-like serine/threonine-protein kinase At2g40270
Exons: 9
Coding region: 84-2033 (649 amino acids)
Biological process (GO): protein phosphorylation
Molecular function (GO): ATP binding; protein binding; protein kinase activity
Source: RefSeq, a predicted model, not a curated record